Molecule: messenger RNA, 3768 nt
Organism: Colossoma macropomum (tambaqui)
Lineage: Eukaryota; Metazoa; Chordata; Actinopteri; Characiformes; Serrasalmidae
Product: cingulin-like protein 1
Exons: 19
Coding region: 184-3507 (1107 amino acids)
Cellular component (GO): myosin complex
Source: RefSeq, a predicted model, not a curated record
UCAGUCCAGGAGGACUCGCUUCCACACACUGGAGUUCAGCCUUUCUCACAGGACUAAACCUGCUAAGCCCGCGGUGUGUGAGGGUGAGCGAACUCCUUCAGAGGAGAAACCUUCUUUGAACGUGUUCUGAGAGAAAUGCCGUCUCGACUUUAAAGCUGAAGUGAACACUGCAUCUCUUGUAUCAUGGAAGACAUCACGCACAAACACAGAAUGGAACUGCAUGGAGGGCUUCAAGAUGGCCACAUGCAUCUGGGUGGUAAUCGAUAUGACCAAAUACAGGCAUCUCAUGCUGUUGGACCAGAAUCCUUUGGAGUGAGGGUACAGGUACAGGGUAUAGAGGGCCGUCCAUAUGUGGUUCUAAAUGGACAAGGUAGGCCUUCACAACCUCCUGCCUACCCAGAUGUCUUCUACAUGGAUCAGCCCUACCAGGAGUAUGUUUCAACUAUGAAUGGUCGAGGAUCCAGCGUCCCAAGCCCUCUAAUGGAUCAGAGAUCAGUGAGACACAUGCACACAGCAUCUCCAGAGGUUCCAGUGUCCACUAAAAACCCAGGCUCUCCCUUGCUAAACUACCAGAGACACCCUGAGCUCCUCAGACCCUAUGAUCCCAGGAACAAUAGUCUGGACCUACAGGGCCUUCACCACCAUCCUAAUAAUAAUGCUAAUAAAAUGGUUGACUCUGAUUUAAACCAGUGCAGCACAAACUCUUCACCUGUUUCUGCAUCUCAUGUGAUGGUAAAGCGAGCCAGGAUCCCCGUGCCUGGGACAGGGAGGGAAAGGGCCCAGGAGCACACUGAUUCUGGAGGAGGAGCAUCUUCAGAAAGUGUACCCUGCCGUCCAUCACACAUCAUCUGUAGGCUGUCUGUACCAGACUGUAGCAGUGACCACCGAAGGUCCUCACAAAGGAUGGGUAGAGCAAGACACAGAAACCAAUUGGGUCCUGAGGACAAGAGACGAUCACGAAGUGUCGGAGCAUCCAGCUCUGGUGACUCUUCCAGGACAAGCCCUGCACCUGGAGGAGGACGAGGGAUGGGAGAGGGAGUAGGAGCUGGACUCGAUUAUGCUCAGCAUGACACCCUGCCAAGGAUGAAAACAGAAGAGAGCAUGUAUGAGGACGAUAUAAGAUCUCUAACUGCAGCCCAGUUAGAAGAACAGCAGAAGGAAAUGAUGAAGCCGUCAAGAUUGGGAAGAGUUAUUUACAGAAUGGAGAGGAGAAAUUUCUCUAAAUCUGUUCAACAGAAUGGUGACCACUCAAGCCCAGAUAGAGAGGCCCAGGUUACCCCUGAUAUUUUGAAAGGACAGCGAGAGCUUCUAGAGCAGCCAAAUGAAGAUGCAACUAAACUAGUGCUGUUCAACUACCUCAAAGAAGGGAGUGGUGAGGGUGAUGAGAUCAUCAAGCAGAAGGUGAAUCUGUUGUUUGAGAAGAUCCAGAUGUUGAGGUCGUGUGCUGUCCAGAAGGUGGAGGAGCUCUCUGACUCAGUGACUGAAGUAAAACAGCUCCAGGACAAAAGGGCAGCACUAGAGAGCGAGGUCACCCAGCUCAAACAGCAACUAGAGGAGGAAAUUAAGAACAGAGAGAGCCUGUCAGAGGCAAGUGAGAAGAGCACAGAGGAACUGAAGAAGCUUCAGGACAAGCUAAGUAGGAGUGAACAGGAGCAAGUGUCACUUCGGCAGCGGCUGACUGACAUGGAGAAAGAGUUGCAAGUUUCACUGGAAAAACUCCUGCAGAUGAAGAGGGAGCGAGAGCAGAGCCGGGCAGAGGCGAAGGGUCUACAGCAGCAGCUCUCAGACAUGCACGAUGAACUAGACAACACCAAGAGCACAGAGCAGGGGGAGAGAGACACCAUCCUACAGGAGCUAGCUAAUUUGCGUAUGGAGUUCCAAGAGUUGCAGCAGCUGGAGGAGGAGCAGGAGGAGCUGUUGCGAUGGAAGGAGAGGGAGCUCACUGCUCUAAAGGGGGUGCUAGAAGAGGAGAUUUCAUCUCAUGCUAAGGAGGUGGAAACAAUGAAGGAGCAACACCAGGAGGAGGUGCAAAAGCUACUCAAGGCCAUAGAAGAAGCUAAAGAGGGCAUGGAAGCUCUGGGUCAGGAGAAAUCACAGGUAGAAGCCGAGCGGGGAGAGAGCAGGGCCCAGGUGAAGGAACUCACUCUAGCUAAAGAGCUGCUGCUCAGUCAGGUCCACAGCCUGGAGACUCAAAUCACCACUCUCAACAACAUCAUACAGCAGGAAAAGAACCAAGAGAGUCAACUCAGAGAACGCCUGGACAAACUGAUGGAGGAGAAAGAGAGGCUUGAGGAGGAGUUUUCAGAGGUGAGACAACAAGAAGAGGACAUGUGUGGUGCUAACAGAGCUCUGACCAGACACCUGGAGGACACACAGAGUGAGCUGACCAAGCUGAACUCUGAACACCGGCAGCUGAAGGAGAGACUGAAGGAGGAGAAAAGGCAGGUGGAGGAGCUAAGAAAGAGCAAGAGGGGGCUUGAAGAGGAGAGGAGGAAGCAAGACAGAGUAUUUGAGAAACUACAGGAAGAGAUGAAUGCAUUGUUAAUGGGUUCAGAGAGGGAGACCCAGAGAUUGCAGGAUCAAGUGGAUGAAGCCAGGGAGCAGAGCCUGAAGGAGCUCAGUGUUCUGCGCACACAGCUACACAACACCCAGACUGAGCUGGAGAAACACACACACGCUUCACAAGAGUGCCAAAAAGAGGUGUGUCGGCUGGAGACUGAGUUGGCUCAGCGUGAGGGGGAGUUGGAGCAGGCUGAGUUAAAGUGUAAGCAGCUGGAGAAAAGAGUGGAGGAGCUGCAGGAGAUCAGCAAAACCACACAGGACGACCGAGACAGACAAGUCAAACUCAUGGAGGAACGGGUGGCUCAGCUGCAGGAGGCUCUGGCUGAGGAGCGCAGCAGUGGAGACUCACUGAUGCAGAGAAUGGAGAGAGUCAGAGAGCAGGUUGAGCAGGUAAGAGGAGAGUUGCUGCAGGAGCGAGCUCAAAGGCAGGACCUGGAGUGUGACAAGAUCAGUUUGGAGAGACAGAACAAGGACCUGAAGAGUCGAGUAUCCCAUCUAGAGGGCUCGCAGAGGUCAGGUCAAGAGGGUCUCGUGUCCAAACUGGAGCUUCGUAUUCAGGAGCUGGAGGAGAGACUUCUAGAAGAGGAGAGAGACAAUAACACUCUGCAGCAGGCGAACCGUAAGUUUGAGAGAAAGAUGAAGGAGAUGACUAUGCAGGUGAAUGAUGAGCAGCUCUCUCUUCAAAACCAGAGGGACCAGUUGACUCUGCGCCUGAAGACACUGAAGAGGCAGCUUGAUGAGGCAGAAGAGGAGAUAGAGAGACUUGAGCACAGCAAGAAGAAACUCCAGAGAGAAUUGGACGAACAGCAGGAGAUCAACGAGCAACUUCAGAGCCAGCUCACAGCCCUGCACACUGAGCUAAGGCGUAAGAAGAAACCUGUACUGAAGAGUCUGGACGACGACGACGAUGAGGAGGAUGAUGAAGGGAACGUGAGCUCAGGCUGAGAGACUGUCAAACACAUUAGGAAUUAGUUAUUACUACAAAGUAACAUUAAUGUCAGUUAUUGUUUUAUGUUCAGCAUAAUUGAAAAGGUCGAACAAACACCAUGUUUGUACUGAAUUAUGUAUUCCUGAAGUGCCAUUACACUUGUGAAUUGUGAAUCUGCCUAUGACUAACCAGCAUGUCAUUAGUGUGAUCUUCUGCCCCCUUCUGGUGACAUAAUGGAAGAGCAUUGCUUCAGGCAUAAUGCUUACUGUGAGUUUUGA